Phoenix dactylifera (date palm) is the source of this 1180-nucleotide messenger RNA. Its product is annotated as SHOOT GRAVITROPISM-like protein. Gene Ontology annotation, biological process: gravitropism. NCBI's taxonomy places the organism in Eukaryota, Viridiplantae, Streptophyta, Magnoliopsida, Arecales, Arecaceae. Gene Ontology annotation, cellular component: nucleus. The record is from RefSeq and is a predicted model, not a curated record.
UGGAAGAAUAGAGGCUUGAUUACAGAUCUUAGUCAAAAAAAAAAAAAAAACCUCAUCCACUUGCAUUGUAAAUGCACAAAAUUGACAGUGAUACUCAUCACAAGAACUAAGAUUCACCACAUUUUUAAGGUGGAAAGGACACCACCCCCUGAUAGCAUGGGCAUGCUGGUAAAUUAGCUACUGGGAAAACAGAAUAUAAAGACCCAUGUCACCAACACAUCACCACCUUGGUUUCAUAUUCCUCAAGUCUUGUUCCAUGGAAGAAGAUGAUGAGAGAGAACUAGAGUUACUACUCCCUGCAUCCUCCUUAGCUCAUGUUACCUGCAGGGCACCGAAGUCUGCAGUGAUAACCGAGCCUGCUGACCAUCCAUCACUUGACCUGAGCUUGUCGAUGAGUGUUGGACCAUGGAGGCCACCUUCAAAUGAGGAUGCUAAGAGCAACAUGAGAAAUGUGCAAGCACUGAAGCAACAAACUGCGGAACAGAUCCGACUUGCUGCUGUAGAGAAGGCUUAUGCCGAGCGAGUGAGGGAGCUGACGAGGAGGGAGCUGGAGCUGGCGGAGAAAGAGUUUGCACGAGCUAGGAUGGUGUGGGAGCGAGCUCGAGAAGAGGUGGAGAGGGUGGAGAGGAUGAAAGAUAUGGCCACCAGAAGAAUCAAUUCCACUUGCAUGGAGAUCACCUGCCAGGCUUGUCGGCAACGGUUUCGACCAUAGUAGGACACUCCUAUAAGAUUUCUGCUUCAGGCUUUUUUCUUAGUUCCUGGUUUGCGAUCAUGAUCUCAUUAUUUUUCCAUUUUAACUCUUCCAAGUCCACAUCCCAAAGAGGAAGGCUACGGACAAGUUGUAUAAAAGAAAAAGAUAUCCUCCUCUCCCAUCCCUAUUUCUUCACCACUUCUUCCCAUUUUCAACAACAAGCCAAACAGCUCGAUCUACAUUCAAAUUAGUAAAUUGCCAGAUGGUGGAAAAAGCUGGAUGUUUCAAUGUAGGAACUGCAAUAACUAAAUUUGGUCAACCUAUCUGGUGUUGAUAUUUAUUCUUGAAUAUCUGAUGUAAUCCAUGAAGAAGCAGUCAUCUUUGCCAGAAAAAUGUGACAAGAGGGCAGAAAUAUCUGCAUGUUCAUCACCUGUAAAGAUCCCUGGUAUUCCUGCUAAAUUAGAUGCCAAGGAGACAGUUUAGAGCACA